This is a messenger RNA of Stylonychia lemnae, 2322 nucleotides long. The record is from the annotation of a GenBank genome assembly. NCBI's taxonomy places the organism in Eukaryota, Ciliophora, Spirotrichea, Sporadotrichida, Oxytrichidae.
AUGUCAGAUCUAGAUAAAGAGAACUUGAAACAAGAGACUACUCGUCUCGUCAAUGACUCCGGCAAUCAUGAUACUAGCUAAGGCUAGCUUGCUGCUAAAAAGAAAAAGAAGAAGAUUUUAUUCGGAGCGAUUGGAAUCUUAGUUUUAAUAGGAGUAAUUUUGGCUAUUGUGCUCCCACUUACCUUGAAGAAAGACGACAAUGGAGGUGGCGGAGGCGGCGGUGGCGGCGGCGGUGGUGGCGGCGGCAACGUCAUUGACCACCAAGAAUUCAACGACUACGCUGUUGACAAAAACUCCUUCACCCAGAGUGUCUGGAAAUCUGCUUUUAAACUUACAUUCAAACCACCUACUACUCUUUCUUAACAAAAAGGCUAAUCAUUCAUGAAAAUCCAAGAUACAGAGCACAAGAAUACCGACUACAAGCCAGUAGAUCCAUCACUAAUUCCAAGAAAUGCCAAAAACAGCAAUGCCUCUGUGUCAGUCGACAUUAACUUCGACAUGGUUGAUAACUACAACCUCAGAAUCUUCGCCAGAGACUCAGUUGUGGGAGACAAGGCAGCUGUCUCAGAGAGCCUUUUCCCUAGACCAGUACUAUCCUGGGAGUCUAGACUAACUUAAGUUAACUUCACUGUCAAGAAUGAAACCUUUGAAUGGUCUAUUGGCAAUAUUUACUCUAAGAACUAAAUCCUGAGCACUGAAAAGAGAAAGCUAUUUUUCUCAGAUAAGUACUCAGAGAUGGGAUUCAUUCUACCUUCAAAGAGAUGUUAUGGACUUGGGCAGAGAAAUAACUAAUUCCAGAUUGGCUAUGGUACUUACACACUCCAUGCCAGAUACAGAGAUGAAGGUUUACCAGUUGACGAUGGACUUGGAGGUAAAGGUGGAAACCACAUUCACCCAUUCAUCAUGUGCUAGACUAAGGAUAAGGACUUUAUGGGAAUGUACUUUGUAGGCUCAAAUCCUUAACAAUUCGAGGUACUCUAUACUGAUCAAGAUGAAAGAAUGAUCCUUAACUACAUUACUAUUGGAGGACCAAUUGAAAUCUACACUAUCAUGAGAGGAAAAGUUGAAGACAUUAUAACUAAGUAUCACGGCAUGAUUGGUUAUUCCAUGAUGCCUCCCUACUAUGCACUUGGAUUUUUCUAAGGCUCAAACACCUACAAGACUCUUGCCCAGGUUCAAAAGACCUUCGGCAGUUUCUCAGAUAUGGGUGUGGCUCUUGAGGGUGUCUAUGCCAGUAACUACAAUUAACAACCUCAUCAGACUUUCACCGUGAGCUCAGAUAACUUCAAGGGAUUCGCAGACUACUACAACACAAUUAAGUCCUAAAAUUAACAUAUGAUUCUAGGAGUCAGUUUAGCCAUCUAGAACAACUAUGACAUCUAUCAACUUGCUAUUCAAAACAAAUGCGUCCUUGACAGCUUUGUAUUUGCAAAGAAGGAGGUCAUGGGUAUUCUCGAUCAAACUCAGGUCUUCUAUAUUGACCCAACUCAUGAUGGCACUCUUCCCUUCUUCUAACAGACCCUCCCCACUUUCAAUCAACUCAUUAAAGGAUUUGAAGGCCUUUAUAUUUAGGACUCUCACCUCCCAAAUCACAUCUCAGGCGAAGGCUAUUAAGGACCUGCUCCCUCUUAGGAGAAAGAAGCUAAAGCUUUUAAAUAAAGAAGAAAUCUUGCAGAUGAUGAUGCCUCAGAGGAGACCCUUGGAGGAUACCAGCCUUAUCAAAUUAACACUACUCAGAAUGAUUACAGCACCUACUAUCUUCCAUACAUUCCAACUGAGGAUAACUUAGACACUAACACUGUUUCAAUGAAUGCAACUCACAAACUUGACAAGUUAGCUAGAUCAGACUUGAGUGUCCAUAACGUUAAUGGCCACAGUGCCCUGCUAAAGAUGUACCAAGCAAUUAUGGGGGAUUAGACUCUUAAUAAGAACAAGCCAUUCCUCUUGACUGAGUCAACUUAUCCAGGUUCAGGACAAUAUGGAGCUGGAGUUAUCACUGAUUAACAUAGAACUUGGGAAAACCUUAAGAACACUAUCUCUCAAGCUAUGGCACUCAGUCUCUAUGGAGUUGGUAACACUGUUGUCGACUCUUGUGGUUCAUUAGGUGCUCUUGACCAAGAACUCUGUGCUAGAUGGAUGCAAAUGGCUGCCUUCAUGCCACUUGUAAGAAACUACUAUAAUGAAACUUAUACUGAUUCAACUUCUGGUAAGAAAAUGACUACUGGUCCAUCAGAGCCAUGGUUCAUGAAUAUCGACUAGGACUAUGACUGGUAAAUAGCCUAUACCUCAGCCAUCGCAAAUCAUAUGGUGCUGCUGUCGUGA